Linum tenue is the source of this 3718-nucleotide messenger RNA. The record is from the annotation of a GenBank genome assembly. NCBI's taxonomy places the organism in Eukaryota, Viridiplantae, Streptophyta, Magnoliopsida, Malpighiales, Linaceae.
UGCAGAGAGAUUGAUUUCGGUGGUGAUGGCGGAUUUGUUUAAUUCCCUCUUGUUGCAUUGAAUUGGAAUUGAUAAUUCUCUCGCCUGAUCUCUUCUGCCUGGUCAGAUUUUCCACCUCCGAUCCCGAUCUGCGUCGCGCCGACUCGGUUGGGCUCUUCCUGUACAUAUUGUUCGACGGAAUUCUCCCAAGAUUGACGUUAAUCUCGAGGUCAGUGGUGGUAAGUGUUAGAUCAGGCUAAUGUUGGUGGAAUUCCCUGCUCAACUUUCUUCUUCUUCGUUGCUUCUGUUCUGUCCCAUGAUUGUGUUGUUUCAAUUGUGUGCGAGCGAGCUGCGAUUCUUUCGAUCUUGCCGAAAAUAAAAAAUUAAGGGUGAAAGUGAUUCUCUGUUUUGCUUUCGUGGCCUGAGAUCGGGAUCUGAUCGUGGAUGUGAGGCGGUUUGCCGGAAUUCUGGGUUUGGGAGGGAACUGCAGUUUUUUUUUACCAAAGGGGAUAUGGAGUUUCAGUGCUUUUUGUUCUAAAAAAAAAACUCAGCAGCCUUAUUUGAAUUCCAGGAGAUUGUACUUGUUUUUGUAAAAUCGGCUUUCUUCUUCUGGUUUUGCGUCUGUUGUUUAAUUACUGUGGGCAUUGCUGAAUUAUUGGUAGAUUGUUCUCUGGAGCAAGAAUUCUAAUUCUGGAGCUGAAUUAUCUUCCAGCAUGAGUCUUUCUUGACGUGUCUGUUGUAGAUUUGUGCUGUGAUCCCCGAUUGCGACAAUUCUUGUUUGAUAAGUGCCCAUCUGGUAUGUAUGCUUGAGAUAUGGUGUUUAAGAAGAGACAAUCUCAUGGUUUUAACAAUCUCCACUUCCCUUCUGUUCCCAAGGCUCCCAGAUCUGCCAGAAGGGCCUUUCAUAAGAGGAUAGUUGAGGACAGCCAAAUCUGUGCAUUUGAGUUACUUGCUUCUCUAGCUGGAAAGCUAUUACAGGAGAGUGAAAGCUCAUCUGCUUCUAGUAAUGCAUCUGAUGCAAAUGACCGGCCUGCAAUUAGUGAUGGUGUUGUUAAAAGAGAGCAAGUUGAGACUAAACCUGUGAAAACAGAGUGCUUGGAUUUGGGAAGCUGCGAAGAGAGCAUUUUCCUCCCUGACUACGGUUCACCUAGCAGUGACAGUAGGGGAAGUCUGAAUGAAAUUCCACUGCCAGCUGAGAGUGAUGCCAUUUUGGAGCGGUAUUCAACUGUCUCGAAUUCCGAUUCCUCAGAGAAAGGCAAUAGUGAUGUAAAGCCAAUCCAAGGUGAAAAGGCACCUAAGUUGGAGGGAGUCCCUCCUGUUACUGUAGAGCCUUGUGAUGAAAAACCAGAAAAUGGGGUUGGCAGUCAGCCAUUGGCUGAUGGGAUGGAGACUCAGGGGUUGAUCCUUGAUAAUGCCUGCAGUUCAAAGGAUCCCAUGAAGUCAUGCCUGAGGAAUCCUGCAUUGAUCAACUCAGACAACACUGCCAUACAUUUAUCCCAUGGGAAUUCCCUUCCCAGGGCUUCUGAUUUGAAGCAUGGGAAUGGUGUUAAAUUAGGUAUUAGAGAUGAUGAUGAAAACAUUUUUAGGUUUAAUAAACUAAGCAGCAGAAGAAAGGCAUUUAGGCCUUCAUCUAGAAUUGGAGACAGAAGAAUAAGAAAACUACUGUCAUCCAAAUACUGGAAAGCAGCACCGAAGCUGAAAGACUAUGAGCUAACGAGACCUUUAUUUGCAGAUUUGGGGAUGAAGCCUCUUCAUCAUAAGAGGAAGUUGUCUUGCAACCCUGACAAAACUCAGGGCGACAUUCUUUACAAGAGGAGGAAGUUUUCUGACCGUAGCGUAGUCAUAGCAUCUGAUAGGGGUUUUAGCGGUGAAAGUGUUUGUAACUCUCCUGAGAAAGGCACGUCUGGAGACAAUGGUUCAGCAGUAUUGUGUUAUGGAGAAAAUGGCAUUUCAUCUCCCGUUAUUGGUAAUCAAGCCCAGCUCCGGUCGAAGGAUUCUCAUGUUAAACUGAACAUCAAGUCCUUCAAAAUUCCAGAACUUUUCAUUGACGUCCCAGAAACUUUAACUGUUGGUUCUCUCAAGAGAACUGUUGUGGAAGCUGUAACUUCUCUACUUGGUGGUGGUUUACGUGUUGGGCUAGUUCUUCACGGAAAGAAGGUCAGGGACGAUAACAGAACCCUUUUGCAGACUGGCAUCACUUCUGCUGAAAGCCUUGAGACUCUGGGUUUUACCCUGGAGCCUAAUUCAGUGCAAGCUCCUGUGCCCUUGUGCAGUGAAGAGCCUCAUGCUAUUUUACCAUGUGAAACAUCCCACCUUAUAUCAAGGUCCCCAGAGACUACAAUUGUAGAGUCACUAAAGCUUAUUGACUCACCCAGGCUUGCUCCUUCUCCACCAACAAAUCAGGUUGACUACAACAGUGAGACUACUGAUCAGGAACCACUUUCCUCUAAUGCUGACAUAGUAGCUGACAACAAAUCACCAUCAGAUUCCAAAGCUCUGGUUGCAGUUGAACCAGCAAGUGCUGAGGCACUUGCUGUUGUUCCCCUCAACCAGAAAUCUAGGCGAUCUGAGAAUGUACAGCGUCGAACUAGGAGACCAUUCUCAGUCUCCGAAGUAGAGGCACUUGUCCAAGCCGUUGAAGAACUUGGCACUGGAAGGUGGCGGGAUGUUAAGUUGCGAUCUUUUGACAAUGCUGACCAUCGAACAUAUGUUGACUUGAAGGAUAAAUGGAAGACAUUAGUCCACACAGCCCAGAUUGCUCCGCAGCAAAGAAGGGGAGAGCCAGUUCCUCAGAAGCUUCUUGACAGAGUGUUGGCUGCACACAGCUACUGGUCGCAGCAUCAAGCCAAGCAACAUACCAAAAAUGCAGCUGCUGUUGCCACUGCGACUGCAACUGCAACCCCGACGGUGCUGCAGAUAACAGACGGGCAGGCGAUUGAGGCUUGAAGAAGGACUCGGGUAACAUUUCACUUGGUAUAAUAGUGUACAAAAGGAAGGGAAACUACUACAACCACUACUUGUUGACCGGGAAGGAACAGGGGAAGGCACAGAACAGGGUGACAAAGAAGAACAGCAGCAAAAUUGUACAAAAUGCAACAAUUGAUUUCUCGGAAUGUUUAUUAUGUAAUACACUCACACUUGUCUUUACAACAAUUCAUUCCCAGUGUUUCCCCUCCCCCCCAUUGGAGACCAGGGGAGAAGGAAAGCUAGGGCAUUUUGUAAAUUGAUUCAGUUCCAUGAAAUAAAUCCCCUCUAGGGGGAGUGGCUCAGCCUAAUAGGAACAUUAAAAUUUCCCAAUUCUUUGAUUUAAUCUGGUGUAAUAGAAUUGUUCAGGUUCAAAGGAGACAUUUGAAAAAAGGAGACAUUUUUGUUUCUCAUAUCUUCACCUCGCUCGUCUCUUGUGAUUUGAUUACUGUCGUACUCGAUCUGCAACGCAUCAUCAGUUGCUCCUCUUUCGAUACAUGUAUGUCUCGUUUCGAUUCACGAACAGACGGAAACUACUACUAGCUUUGAUGAAUCAUUGGUAUAUCCUUUACAGCAUUGUAUGUUCUGCAAAAAGGAAGUGGGAUGAAACUGUUGGAUUGUGAAGAGGGGAAAGCAUCAAGGUAAAGUAAUUGGAGCUUGAAAGGCAGGCAGAGAAGGGUGGUGGUGGGAGUAGGCGCAAAAUUUCUUUACGGCUAAAACUCUAUUCCUUGCACGCAACCGCCAUGUGACAUUUUUAAGCCAAACCGAACCCAAC